This is a messenger RNA of Culex pipiens pallens (northern house mosquito), 3950 nucleotides long. It is a transcript of the gene Ets98B, whose product is annotated as DNA-binding protein D-ETS-4. NCBI's taxonomy places the organism in Eukaryota, Metazoa, Arthropoda, Insecta, Diptera, Culicidae. Gene Ontology annotation, cellular component: nucleus. Gene Ontology annotation, molecular function: DNA-binding transcription factor activity, RNA polymerase II-specific; sequence-specific DNA binding. The coding region runs from base 680 to 2284 and encodes 534 amino acids. Gene Ontology annotation, biological process: regulation of transcription by RNA polymerase II; cell differentiation. The record is from RefSeq and is a predicted model, not a curated record. The transcript has 5 exons.
CGAUCAGCUCGGCGUUUAUUCACGAGUCGAAAGCUGAACCGAGCGGAUUGAUUAUUGCUACUUUCGCGCAACAGACAACAGACUAGCGGCUGAUUAAGGAUUCAAGCAAGACAGAGGGAAUAAAAUUAAAACCUGCAAAGUCAAGAGAUAAUCAACGCUGGCUGACUGGAUGAAGAGUUUGGACUUGGAAGAAUAAGUUGAAGAAUUGUGGAAAAAGAGCUGGUUUCAAAUAGUGAAUGAGCUGUGAAAAGUCCGAGCCAAAAGUACUUUAUUUAUUUAUUUAUUCUAACACAAAUCACGGGCACCACUCAGAACUGAGAUGAGUUUACUUCACAACAGAUAAGUGUUAUCAUCACAGUGAGAGAAAGAGAGAAAGAAGGCGCGUGUGUGUUCAGAGUUGAAAGCACGAAAAAUAAACAGACUUUUAAGUUGAAGCGAUUAAGUCAGUGAAAUUAAAAGAAGCAAAAUAAAAAAAAACAUCGCACACGAGCAAAUUACACACCUCGGCGCCGAUGAAGAAAUCAAGCCGGAGAGGAUAAACGAAACUGUUUGAAAGUGUUAACCCAGCAGUGCAUUCAAAUUUAUGCCCAAGCGAAAGUGCGCAAUUAUAAACAAAAACUAAGUUAUUUAUUUAUCGCUAUUUAUUUCGUCGAGUGUGUAACUAAGUUAUUCAAACAAAAUGGCACAAGAAAUGAUGUUCUACCCGAAAGAGACGACUCCACAGACCGUUCCGGCCGGUGAGCUCACGUCAGACUUCUUCGCGUCGUACGCCGAGCUGUUUGACCUGUCGCUGUUGACGCCCAGCGACGGAGAAGUUCCGUUGAGUCCGCAGUCACAGCAGCAGCAGCAGCUACUCCAGCUACAGCAACAACAGCUGGUUCAACAAGGCUCCGGUCAGGACUACAUCCCGGCGACGAUCUUCCACGACGCUCCCGCGUCGAUGCAGCAGACUCUGCAGCAAAUGAAACAGGAGAAACCCGCAGUUUGGACGGAGAACCUCGCGGAGUCUUCGCUGAAGUCGGUUUUGCUGGAGCAACUCCAGGCCGGUCCCCAGUAUCAGUACUACAGCAGCACGCUGCUGAGUCCACCGCAGGAGCAGUACGCCGUAUUCCCACCAUCACCAACGCCCUCAAUCCCAGACUUCCAAAGCCUCAGCGGUCCCCAGCACGGAUUCGUAACGAUAAAGCAGGAGUACCUGUCGCUUCCACCGUCACCGCCGGACUCCAACGGAGCCCCGUCGCCGAUUCACUGCAGCGAGAUCAAGACGGAGUUCGACGCCGAACCGUCCAUCGACAUCGACUCGCUGCUGGGCGAACCCAAGAAGGAACCCCAGCUACCGACCACCAUCACCACGAUCAAGCAGGAGUUCAACAUUCUGCGGGAACAGCUCCAGGAGGGCAACUUCCGCAAGCCCAAACCCGUUGAGCUGGAGUCGUUGAUCGGGGGCCUGACGACGCGUGCCGACAUCGGCUCGGUCUUUGAGCUCGCCCUGCAGGACGUCCAGGAUGGCAUCCAGGCGACCUGCAACACGCUGGGGAUCUCCGCCGACCCCCGCGCCUGGUCGUUCGGCCAGGUCCAGCAGUGGCUGGAGCUAGCGAUGAACAAGUACUGCCUGCCGCCGCCGGCCAACAUCGGCCAGCUCUUCCCGGAGUGCGGCCGCGAGCUGGCCCAGCUGCCGAUGGACGAGUUCGUGCGGCGUAUACCGCAGGGUGGUGACAAACUGCACGGACAUCUGGAGCUGUGGAAGCAGAUGUACCGGUCGACGAAUGGGGCCGCUGGCAACACUGCUGCCGUUGAUGGACUGCCGUUGGACGGCGGGCUUGGUUCUGUGUCGGCCGUCGGACAGGACUCCAACUCCUUCGAUGCGGAAUCGCUCAACGGGGACAUUAGUGAUGACGAUGACGAAGAAAUGCCCCUGGAAGGCCUCCCACCCACCACUGGUCCGUCAACUUCCACCGGAACCGCACCCUCCACCACCACCACCCCUUCAAAACCCCGCCAGGGUGGUUCCCACAUCCAUCUGUGGCAGUUCCUAAAGGAACUGCUUGCCGCCCCCGACCAGCACCAGUCGGCGAUCCGCUGGAUCGAUCGCACCAAGGGCGUCUUCAAGAUCGAAGACUCGGUGCGGGUAGCCCGGCUGUGGGGCCGUCGCAAAAAUCGCCCCGCCAUGAACUACGACAAGCUGUCGCGGUCCAUUCGGCAGUACUACAAGAAGGGCAUCAUGCAAAAGACGGAACGAUCCCAGCGGUUGGUGUACCAGUUUUGCCAUCCGUAUUCGCUGUAAAUGAGUUUUUUUUUAAGUUGAGAGUGCAAGAGUUUUUCGAGCGUGUGCGCCAGGUACCAGCGAGCGAGCGAUUUUAUGACUGUUUAUUGUUGAUUCUAGGCUAUUUUAAGUUAUUUACCAGUGAGAGAGCGUGUGUGUGAUGGAUGAUAAGUGCGAAAAUCUCUUUCGAGGAAGAUUUAUCACCCGCUAGACGUCAGCGCCAAGAAAUGGUUUGAAUUUUCCGCGGAGACUUUUCGCACCAACCUUAGGCUUAGUAGAAUCACUCUUUUGUAUUAUCGCACCCAGGUCCACGUGGCGUGAGCGCCGGCGACAGGUGGUAUUAACCUCGCGGACGGCGCCCACGUGGAUGAUAAUAUUCGUAAAAUGAUGUGAUUCGCAAAAAACAACAAAAGUUGACUUCCAGAGCAAGCAAACUCCGUUAGUAUGACGGAUGAGCUUAGGAGGUCCGCAGAGGAGAUUCUGCCAUCUGCCAAGAGAAUCUCAAACUUAACGUUCAACCCGCUUACGGGCGAGAUUCCGGAACAAACACGAGCACCCUCGCGGGCAGCUUAUCUCGUAGACUUGAAAGUACACAGAAACAGCCUGGGGAAGGUAAUUUCCCUGCCAAGGCUGAGAGUUGUGAACUUUGUCGUCGAGAGACACGCUUCUCCGAGGUGGACUCGUUUUGCCCACAAGAAUCUCACCAGCACUCCCGUAGGGAACGAACUCGAAUGUGUCGCGAAAGAUCUGAACUAUUUACGAUUACUCCCGUUAUUGUUUCGAUCUGUAUUGUUUACCGAAUGACCCCGCAACUCUGGCCGUGGGCGUGUCGCGCGUCCCAGCCCAGAAACGAAGGGCGUCGGUAAUUUUGGUCCCAUAUAUCUAUGAUAUAUUUUUAUUGUAAGUUCUAUGAACGAUACAAUUAGGAUGAUAUAUUUUUUUCCGGAAAUAAAAUACAUCGAUUUCUAGCCUUACCCCCUAAGAUAAGCUACCAAACUAAGUGUAAAUAUGAAAUUACUAGGCUAUCGUUGCAAUAUAGUUAGGAACUCCGGGAACCUUGACACCUCUGCAGGGUGCCAAGGAUCACACUCCCGGUUCAAUUUACUGAGCAAAUGGCAAGCAGCCUUCGCUGAGAAACAAGAGCUCACUUUCUCAGCGAAGGCUUCUCGAGUUAAUUUGAUGUACCACAUCGUCUAACGCAUGAUUUUCUUUAGGUAUUGUAUUACUCACUUAAAAUGUAGUCAGCUUUAAGCAAUAGAGUUAGCUUUGUAGUAACAGUGGUGGCAGGGUACGUUAAGAAUUUUACAAAAAUCACAUGAUUUUCACCCCCAAACCUUAGUGCCUUAAGCUAACUAGUUUGUAAGUCUUACCCUCCUUCCCAAAAAAAGAAGUUAAAAACAUUAACCGAUUGUGAUCUAAGUGCCUUAACGAUAUUGAUAACCACAAACAACACACAAAAAAACCCACAACUUUUGUACUACAUUUUGCAAUUUUUUUUUAUUACGCGUAAUAUGAUCUACCAUUUUGCUUUUGCGAGCAAUUUUAAUUUAUCCACUUGCAAAGUACACAAAUGUAUUUUAUCAAAUGUAAAUGUGUAGGUUAAGACAGUGCCUAGAUGGUAAGAAACAUUUUCACCGAUAUUGUAAUUUUUUAUGUUUAUUUAACAAUAAAGUCUAACGAAAAAGCA